Molecule: messenger RNA, 1934 nt
Organism: Cloeon dipterum
Lineage: Eukaryota; Metazoa; Arthropoda; Insecta; Ephemeroptera; Baetidae
Gene: Enoph
Product: Enolase-phosphatase
Exons: 5
Coding region: 82-1266 (394 amino acids)
Molecular function (GO): magnesium ion binding; acireductone synthase activity
Source: RefSeq, a predicted model, not a curated record
UUCGCUCACAUCUUCACCAUUGCGAUUUGCAGCAGUUAACAGUGGUCUCCUUUUAACUCGUACAAAAACCUAAUUUUCACCAUGUCUUCUACUCCGAACCAAGCCGCCGAGGCCGCUAAGCUGAUGAAGAACGCUUCCGCCUUCCUUCUGGACAUUGAGGGAACCACCACGUCAAUUUCUUUCGUGAAGGACAAACUCUUCCCUUAUGUUCGUGAAAACCUGGCCACAUACCUGAAGGAAAACUGGGCAGAGGCGAGCUUCCAAGGGGUUCUCAAGAAGCUGGUGGAGCAAGCCAAGGCUGAUGUAGAAGCUAAGAUGGAGGGCGCUGUCGCCCUUGACGAUGAAGAGGAGUCUCCUGAGAAGGCCCAGGAUGCAGUCAAGAACAAUGUUCUCUGGAUGAUGGACGCUGACCGCAAGGCUGGAGCUCUAAAGCUGCUUCAGGCUCAGAUGUAUGUCAAGGGCUACGAAGCUGGAUCACUUAAGGGACACCUCUACGAUGACGUGGAGCCCCAGUUCAAGAAGUGGAAUGAAGAUGGAAAGAAGAUUUACAUUUACUCUUCAGGAAACGUGGAAGCACAGAAGUUGCUCUUCAAGAAUUCUGAGGCAGGCGACGUCAGCGCCUUGAUUGCCGAUUACUUUGAUACUGAUAUGGGAGCCAAGGUUGAAAAGGAAAGCUACACAAAGAUUGCUGAAAAGAUUGGCAAGCCGAUCGGAGAGGUGCUUUUCUUCACUGACAUCGUGAAAGAGGCUGAUGCCGCUACUGAAGCGGGCAUGCCAGUCAUUUUGUUGGAGAGGGAAGGAAACGCUCCUUUGACUGAGGCAGACAAGACCAAGUAUACAGUCAUCUCUAGCUUCAAAAUCGAGGUUGAGGAGGAAGAAGUCCCUGCCAAGAAACAGAAACUCGAUGUAGAUGCGAAACCAGCAGAAGAGGAAAAGAAGGCUGAAGAGGAGACAAUGGAAGUGCAGCUAGAGGAAAAAAAGGUGGAAGAGAAGGAAACUGAGACGGAGAUCAGUGAAGAAAAGAAGGAGAGCAACAGCACAAAUGGUGUUCACCACAAAAAUGGAACUGAGGAGAAGACAAAUGGAUCAGAAGAUAAGUCAAACGGAGAGGAGAAGGAGUCAAAUGGAACAGAGGAGAAGACUAACGGUGAGAGCAAGGAAGAGGAGAAAUCCGAGGAAUCGGCUGCUCAGAAGACUGUCUCACCGACCAAGAAGGUUGUGACGGACGAAGCGGCCGGCGAUGCUCCUCAAGUCGCCGCAGAAUAAGUUGACCAAGUUCUCAGGCACCAGCUGUUCUCUCAUUUCUCAUUGGCUGCUGCCUGUACCCGAUAGUUACUAAGAAUUUUAUCAGUGUCACAUUUUUCCACUUGACUGUAAAGGUUGUGAGAGAGGAAGAGCAGCGAGGCAUACCUACAACGCAAUUCGCCAGAUAAGACCGAUCACCCCCAUUGUAGCUCAUAAGCACAACAUGAUUGCUUUUAUGUGUAUUUUUGGUAUAUAACAAAGUCGUCACCUUGCUGCCUGGUUCGCAGUAAGUAUUCGGAACUGCCAGGGUCUUCCAUCGAAACUGCUCAAAAUUGCAACCGUCUGCUAACGAAGGUGUGUGCUCUCUGUGCUUAUUUUUGUAAGUUGAUUUGUUCCUCAUUAAGGCUUAGUUUAGUUUGCAAGAGUGAUUUUUCAGUAUUCAUGAUAAUUUCUAAAGUAUACGCGCACUGGAAUCUCAAGUUUCUGAUGUGACACCUAGGAUUCUUUAACGCAUUAAUAGCUCCUGACACAACAAGCUCACUCAAGUGCAGCACUUUUAAUUAUAGGUGGAUUCUGGAUUCCUACUUAACAGCGUGAUUUUGUAGCUAAUCUACCAUUCCAUUUUAAUUUAUGUCUCUGUACACAAAUGUACCGCCUCUUUUGAAAUAAAAUCGUAGUAAGCAUAUAUA